AGACCUCAACAAAUUCGUUCUGAACAAAUAAAGUCUAAUUAUGGACUGACAUUAUUUUGUCAUAAAAUUUGCUAAUCAUUUUUUAAAACACAAAAUUCUUACGUUAUUUGAGUAAUUUCAAAAUUUUUCACAAUAUAAUUUCGCACGAAACUAAAAAUGGAAGAGACAGUGAUGGAACCGGAAAGGCCACACGUAUUAACAUUUAAUGAAAUAAAACAAGCGGCGGAGAGAAUUGAAGACGGCAUCAUUCACACUCCUCUUUGUGAGGCAAAAAUAAGUAAAUACAUGGAUUAUAACAUUUAUUUGAAAUGUGAUAAUUUACAAUACACUGGAAGCUGCUCUGAAAGAGGUAUCCGGAACGCCUUUGUCGCUCUUAACGAUGAAAUGUCUGAAAGAGGAGUGAUUGUACCGUCUAACGGAAACAUGGCUCUGGGAGCUGCAUAUCAAGGACACUUGCUAAAUAUACCAGUGACAGCGGUACUUCCGGAGAGAUGUCCCCCGUCACUCUCGCAGCGGUGUGCUGAACUAGGCGCUCACGUGGUUCUGGUUGGUGAAACAGUCGAAGAUGCUGUCUGUUACGCCAACAAGACCAACCGGGAUGGAUCACAGAUUAUAUUAACUUCGGACGACCCGUUAGUAAUGGCUGGCCUGGGUACUGUUGGCGUUGAAAUCAUAACUCAAUUGCCAGAGACAGAUGCGGUUAUUGUACCUGUAGCGUCAGGCGGUCUUCUAGCUGCAACGCUUGUAGCCUGCAAGAAGCUAAAGUGCACCUGUCUCGUUUAUGGAGCAGAAUGCGCCAAAGUCCCAAAAAUGAUGAAGGCCUUACAAUCAGGAUAUCCGGUAUCGGUGCCCGUUAUACCCAAUAUAGCACAGGGUUUAAGUUCUGCGGUUGUCGGGGAGAACGCCUUCGCGACUAUAAAGGGUCGUCUGGAUAGAAUGUUAGUCGUCGACGAAGCCUACAUUGCUCGCGCCGUAAUAAAUGUAUUAGAACGUGAGAGACUUGUGGCGGACGGCGCCGGCGUGUGCGCGUUGGCUGCUGUCAUGCAAGGUCUAGUUCCAGAGUUGAGAGGAAAACGAGCUGUGUGCGUUAUAAGCGGAGGCAAUAUCGACUCGGGACGUCUCUCCCGGACUAUUCACCGCGGGCUGGGUGUGAGUGGGAGACUUAUGAGGUUUGCAGUGCCAGUCCCUGAUCACUGCAAGGGACUUGAAGUUCUAGCCGAAGCCAUCGCUGAUAAAAGAGCGGUCAUAAAGAGCUUCGGCACCGAACAGAUAUGGGUUCACAGUGAUAUCGGAUCUACUUGGGCAAAUGUUGUAGUCGAAACGGCAAAUGAAGAAAAUGCUCUAGCGCUCAAAGAACAUUUGAGGAAUUUGUACCCAACUGUCAAAUUUGCAGUUUUUGAUGUGGAUGAGAAACAUAAGAUGAGAUAAAAAAAAAAUCGUAAAUCAUAACUUAUUUAACUUU
Danaus plexippus (monarch butterfly) is the source of this 1462-nucleotide messenger RNA. Its product is annotated as L-threonine ammonia-lyase-like. The record is from RefSeq and is a predicted model, not a curated record. The coding region runs from base 157 to 1428 and encodes 423 amino acids. Gene Ontology annotation, molecular function: L-serine ammonia-lyase activity; threonine deaminase activity. Lineage: Eukaryota; Metazoa; Arthropoda; Insecta; Lepidoptera; Nymphalidae. The transcript has 10 exons. Gene Ontology annotation, biological process: L-threonine catabolic process; L-serine catabolic process.